Molecule: messenger RNA, 2040 nt
Organism: Penicillium soppii
Lineage: Eukaryota; Fungi; Ascomycota; Eurotiomycetes; Eurotiales; Aspergillaceae
Product: exocyst subunit EXO84
Exons: 3
Coding region: 1-2040 (679 amino acids)
Biological process (GO): intracellular protein localization; exocytosis; Golgi to plasma membrane transport
Cellular component (GO): exocyst
Source: RefSeq, a predicted model, not a curated record
AUGGAAGGUCGUGGUCUUACUUUAAGAAGCAAGUCUCGACGUCAGCGUCCUCAAAUCAGCGCCCCUAAACCAAUCUCCGGUCCUCUCCCUCCAAAUACCAGGUCGCCCGAAGAGCAGGUCCCCACCCGUGAGCGGGUGCCCCAGAGUGAGGCAACCUCUGACUUAGUCAAACGGCGGUACUCUUCUCGAUUUGCUGCUCCCGAAUUUGAUGCAACUGCUCCUCCUGUCCCUGCACUUCCCACUCAAGUGCCCGGUGGACUGAGUGGAUUGACCCCUCCAGCGCUUCCGAGGCAGCCAUCACCUGCAGAUCCGAAUGCACCAGCCCCGACAGUCGACCUCAAAGUGUUGCGAGAUCCUAGUCUUCCUGUUGAUCGAUAUGUCGCCAGUCUUCUUGCCAACGCAUCGGAAGAGGAAAUCCAGAAGUAUCAGGAGAGCCUACGCAAAGUGAGGAACCGCACCUCGACUGAUUUGCAACAAAAUGUCUACCAAAAUCGUACACAAUUUAUCAAGAUCAGUAAAGAGGCGGAGAAGCUCAAGGAUGAAAUGCGGACCCUUCGUACCCUCAUGGCAGAACUUACCACGGCGCUCGGACAAACAAGCGUAGGGAAUACACCUAAUCCCAUGUCGCCAAUGGAGGACUCGUUCCCCAAACGCAAUGCCAACCGCAGCUCGGUCGCAAAUCUUGAGAGCAUGUGGAGCGUGCAGUUACAAACGCUAUGGAAAACUGUGGAAGGGUCGCAGAAGUGGCUCCCAGCUGUGCCAGGCCGGCACAUUGUUUUGGAGACAGGCAAUUGGGUUGAGCUGGACUCGGCCACCUGGAAACCGAGGCGAGCCGUUCACAUUGUUUUGUUGAACGACCAUUUACUUGUGGCUUCGAAGAAGCGUAUGCGCGUCGACCAAAGCAAUCCCAACCACCGAGGACCGGUUCCAACGAGGCUAGUAGCCGAAUUUUGUUGGCCCCUCAGUGAUAUUGAUAUGCUUGAUCUCGGGGCCAAUCUAGGGACGGGCGCUGAUCGUGAAGAGGCCACGGAUCGGGGCAUUGGAAGGUCUAUCAGCAUUCGCGUUGGAAAUAAGCCUUUCACAUAUCGUCAUGAGGAUACAUCAACCAAGCAAGAGCUGCUGGCAACCUUCCGCAAGACGGUCGAGGACUUGCGUCGCACGAUGCGAUCGGAGACCGAGGCCGCCAGUAAACCAUCGGAAGCAUAUGGAUACCUGGCUAGUCGACAGCUUUCCCAUCAGAAAAAGACCGAGUCUCUGGACUUGAGCGAUACCCCGCGGGACAAAUCUGAUGUGCGUAUUGAUGUGGACGGGAAACAACAAAACCUUCGCUGGGUCGAAGGGCAAGUAGAUGAGCUCGAUAUCGAUAUCGCUUUACAGCGAUUCGAGGCAUCUGUGUAUAGCAUUGAGCGGCUACGGAAAUUGGCAAAGGGCCUCAAAGGCAACGCUAUCGCACAGGACGUCAUCAAUGUUAAGGUUAACGGGCGUGCUACACGGUUGGCAGGAAUUCUUUCACGGGCACUGGUGGACAAACACUCAUUCCCGGCAGCUACCAAGACUCAUGUUACCUGGUUGACCCGUUUAGGGUUUGAAGACCAGGCGCGUGAGACGUAUUUGAAAGCCCGAUCGGACGUGAUUGUUCAACGCAUCCGAGCCUGCAUCUUCGAAGGCGAUUUGCCUCUUUAUAUCUUCCAGAUUUCCUUCGUCUACUUCAAACUCAUCAAGAACACCAUCGCCGUCUAUCAAUCAUGCUUUCCCAGUGUAAUGAGCAGUUCCUGCAUUCGCUGGGCCAAGCAUCAUCUUGACGGGUUCAAUGCCUUGCUCAACCGACAACUUAGCAGCGUGCAACGUGGUACAUCGGUCUGGCAGAAAUGUCUUGACAUCGUGUAUGAGCAUGCUGCCCUUUUGAUGGAGGUGGGUGUGGACUUCACGGACCUGGUAGCUCGCGGGUUGGAAGAUAAUGGCGAGGUUUCGCUGGAUGGGCCACGUACCGUUCAACCUGGCGAGCUGGCGCCAACCCCUUCCCCGGCGGCUAUGUUGUAG